UUCUCAUCCUCAUUACAACUAUUCUAAAUACAAUUUCUGCUCAUGAUCUAAGUUCACCUAUCAGUAGAAGAUCAUUAUUAUUCAAACGUAAUGACGAGAAAUGUCCUUGUACUGUCGCCCAAGCCGCUUUCGAUAAUGAAGUUAAGGGCAUAGUAUCAUUGACGCAGACCUCAUCAAGUUCAAUAAAAUUCGUUGGUCAAUUCUUUAGUGGUUUGAAGGUGCCAUGCAACCACACUAUUCGAAUACUUGACGGAUGUGGCAAGUUGAUUAAAGACAUUACCGAUGAAUUGGAUGUGCAUUUUAAUGAUCAUGGCGGAUCGGAACCUUUCCAUGCACUAGUCAAAGGUAUCAGUCUUGAUUGUGGUAGCGAUUCAAUAUUACCUUCAACUUCAACCUCCUCAAGAAGAAAACGUAAUUGUGGAAAUAAAAGAGAACCCGCCGAUCCAAAGUUUGCAAUUGAUGAAUCUCAAACCAACAUCUAUUCA
Messenger RNA from Entrophospora candida, 485 nucleotides. Lineage: Eukaryota; Fungi; Glomeromycota; Glomeromycetes; Entrophosporales; Entrophosporaceae. The record is from the annotation of a GenBank genome assembly.